UGUCAAAGUGACUGACGAAGCACAAAUCAGAAAACUUGUUCAGCAAUUGUGUACGGGGAGGCAAAGAGAAAAACCAGAGAAAAGCAGAUCCCCAUAAUGCCUGGAAAUGAACACAGCAAGUCGAGGGAUGCGGAUGAAAAGCAUCAGUUCAUCUGCCCCAUUGUCUACAAAAAUGAGAUGCCCGGACCAGCGUCGGAUGCCAAACUUCUUCCAUGUGGCAGAGAUAUUCUGGAGUACACCGAGAAGCCCGUUUCUCUGGCCAAGCACGAGGCCCCCUUUGAGCACCAUUUCAGGGGACUGCACGAGCUGUUAGACUUCGAUUUGCUGGAUCAGCUGCUCUACGAUGGUCAGCCCAAGAGCGGGCUGCAAAUGGAUACCAGGGAUGCAGCUCUACUGGCCGAUAUAGAGCCCCUGACCUGUGGUGACAGUAAGCCCCGGCCAAGUCGAGCCCAAGAAUGUGAUCAAAUGUUCACAAAGGAGCGGGUCCAGGUGCCUCGUCCUCGCACAGGACUCAAGCGUUCUCUGCCGGAAGCCAAUGUCGAACCCCUUAGUGUGGGGCAGCAGAGGGAUUUGAUUGAUAAAACCUUCGAGGAGGUGAAGAAGCCCCUUCUCAAACAUCCCACCAAACCCGGCAGUACGGCCCGCCCCUUGGCCAUUUGGCCAGUUUUUCCCGACACGGACUUGCUGAAGCUUAACUUCCUUCAAAUACAGUUCGACAUACCUCCCAGCAGCAAUGAAAGCAGCCAGACUUUGAUCAAAGACUGCGGCAACUAUAUGGUAAACUUCAGUGCCAUCCAGAACAUGGGAAAACCCAGCAAGAUGUUCUAUCUAUCAGAUCAGCGCUAUAAGGAGGAAAAGUGCGCUGAAAAUUCGGAGCGUGGCGAACGUUUUAUUCUCCGGGAAAAGGACAAGGCCCUCCACUACGUAAGUGUGGAAAAACACAUCAAAUUGAGGCGGGAGCGGCCCCGCCCCCAGGACCUGGCCAACAAGUGUCUGCUGCAGGUCAAACAAGUGGCAAUGGAAACGAAGUAAUGGAAGGAUGAGGAGUGCCCUGGCUGCCCAAAACAUAGCAUGAUUGAAAUUCCUUGUCGAGAAAACCAACUGCCUAGCUAUAAAAUAAAAACCUAACAGAAUUCAUAUGAAAUCCUGGCAAAUUGGAAGAAAUUUCAACUGAAAAUACUUGAAUAUAUUGGGUUAAUAAAAAUAAAAAUGCCGACAAGCUAGA
Messenger RNA from Drosophila biarmipes, 1225 nucleotides. RefSeq names its product RNA polymerase II-associated factor 1 homolog. NCBI's taxonomy places the organism in Eukaryota, Metazoa, Arthropoda, Insecta, Diptera, Drosophilidae. Bases 97 to 1032 code for a protein of 311 amino acids. Gene Ontology annotation, biological process: transcription elongation by RNA polymerase II. Gene Ontology annotation, cellular component: Cdc73/Paf1 complex. The transcript is spliced from 3 exons. The record is from RefSeq and is a predicted model, not a curated record. Gene Ontology annotation, molecular function: chromatin binding; RNA polymerase II complex binding.